Molecule: messenger RNA, 3932 nt
Organism: Petromyzon marinus (sea lamprey)
Lineage: Eukaryota; Metazoa; Chordata; Hyperoartia; Petromyzontiformes; Petromyzontidae
Product: inositol-tetrakisphosphate 1-kinase-like
Biological process (GO): inositol trisphosphate metabolic process
Cellular component (GO): cytoplasm
Molecular function (GO): inositol-3,4,5,6-tetrakisphosphate 1-kinase activity; ATP binding; magnesium ion binding
Source: RefSeq, a predicted model, not a curated record
AGGAAUUCACCCCCCCCCCUCUCUCUCACCACCUCCCCAACUGAGGCGGGGGGACCUCACCAGAGGCGGGGUUUUGGGUGGGUGGCACACGUGGCCAGAACGCUGUGACUGCUGCAUCCACCACCACCACAACCAACCACGCCACAACCACGUGGCCAGAACGCUGUGACUGCUGCCUCCACCACCACCACAACCAACCACGCCACAACCACGUGGCCAGAACGCUGUGACUGCUGCCUCCACCACCACUACCACAACCAACCACGCCACAACCACGUGUCCAGAACGCUGUGACUGCUGCCUCCACCACCACCACCACCAACAACCACGCCACAACCACGAGACCUUUUACUCACAACUUUGUGCCGUGUCAAGGGUGACCAGGGUUGCUGGCGCUAUGACUUUCCGAGGCCGGGUAGGAAUCUGGGUGAGUGGCACUAAACUCCGUGACAUGGACAUGGAGGAGUUUGCAGAGAUCUGCCGGGAAAAGAAAAUAGAAGUGAUAAAGAUAAACCAGACCCGGCCUCUGAGCGAGCAGGGCUCCUUCCAGGUGCUCAUUCACCGGCUCACGGAGGAGAUGCACAAUGCCAGCACCGGAGAUACACGCGCACGCAGAAUCAUAGAUGACUUCCAGGAGUACAUCACCUCCAGGCCAGGCAUGCUGGUAAUGGACCCCCUGGACAGCAUAAAGACCCUCUUGGACCGAGGGGUCACCUACUCGCUCAUCAGACGCCUACAGCAAGGGGGAACAGCAACAGAUGAUGGGAUCUGCAUUCCCAACUUCGUGGAGCUCAAGACAUCAGAUCCUGGCGAGAUCUGCAACCUGAUGGCUCAGCACGGUGUCACGUUUCCAUUCGUUUGUAAGACAAAAGUGGCUGAAGCAAACAAUUCUAACGAGAUGAUGGUGAUUUUCGGGCGUCGGGGCCUGAGGGAAGUGCGGCCCCCGUGCGUGGCGCAGAGCUUCAUCAACCACAACGCCGUGCUGCACAAGGUGUACGUGGUGGGCACUCGCUGGGUGCACAGCCUGCGGCUCUCCAUCAAAAACUUCCCACAGGGAGAGCACGAUGCAGACACGGUUUUCUUUCACAGCCAUGAGGUCUGCAAACCAAACAAGAACUCCCCUCUCUCAGUCUUGGACGACGAGGAACCGCCCAUGCCAAUGCCGCUGUGCGAGCGCUGGGUGCACAAAGUGGUGCACGCCCUGCAGGACGCGCUGCACGUGACGCUCGUCGGCGUGGACGUGAUCGUGGAGAACGGCACCGGGCGGCACUAUGUCAUCGACGUCAACGCCCUGCCCUCAUACGAUUGCGUGCCGGAGUUUUCAGAGUGGCUGGCCGACUACCUCAACUCUGUGAUGAAAUAAGGACAAAGAGUCACCCUGAAGCCUGUUCCAUGAGCGAGCGCGUACACUUGAGUUUACUUCCACCGCUCCCUUGGCUUCACUGUGCACUGGGCUCCACCUGAGUUCAGUUGAGGCCAACAGAGCGGAGGCACACAUUCCUUGAGCGCAUAAACCCAGCAUCUUAAUUAACGCAACCCCGUCAGCGGAUUAAUGAAACAAAAAAAGGAAACGUAUUGUGACACAUCGGGUUUAGAUUAAAGUCUACCAUUUUUAUGCAUGGUAAUUCUUACGACCGUAAAAUUGGGUUGUUUCAUUUCUUUAAGGGAACUAUUGCGCAAGAAGCUGUUAAUGUUGUCGCAGAUUUGAGUGUGCGACAAAACAGUAUUUUUCUACACAAAUGUAAGCGAACGAAAUCUAAUUGCAUUAGCCUACUAUACAGCAGCAAAGAAAUGCAGAAACUGUGCACAACCAUUUUGUUAAUCUUGUAUACUGUAUAUAUUAUUUAUACAGUGUGUUGUUUGUAUUUUGGCUCCUCUCAUGAAACGUCGUUUUCUGCCCUUUUUAAAUAAAUGAGGCUUUCAAAGUAACCGUUAAGUAAUUAUUACGAUCCGGCCGGGUGGCUCAGCGGUAGAGCCAAGCGGCUCGCAAUUGGAAGGUCGUGACCUCAGAUCCUGGUUGGCGGGAGAGGGGGGGUUGACUAGGCCUUUCAUCCCUCGGGUCGAUACAGAUGACUCCCACUUUGUUGGGAGGUCAACAACGGUGGUUGCCCGAUGGAGACACUCGCCCACACCUCCCAUUACCACGGCUGACUAUGUACGGUGCGAAAUAAGUUCAACAUACAUACGACCACCAUCAUAAGAACAUGGAAUCGCCAGUACUGACUCAGGGCUGUAACCGAGAGGUGAACACCAAUGCCUUAAUGCUCAUUUGGGCAGAAAACCACUUUACGUUUUGGCUGUUGCAUAGUUCUGCUCGUGAAGGACAGAGAACACCUUUUAAAAAUGAGCAUAAUUUAAGUAAACCUGUAUUGAUAACAUUUACAUUAAAUGAUUACUAUCCCAAGUUAACACAACAAUUGGCAUUAACAGCUGACUUGAAAGCAAUAGUUCAUAAGACGUACUGUUUUAAAUUAAUUGCGUGAGUAUUGGAUUCAUUUUAACUCAUUGACCUCUGGAUUUAUAGGCAGAUUUUUGCAAAAUCAAAUGAGCAAUGUGAAUGUGCCUUAAUAUAUUUCUAUUAUCAAAGACAAGAUCAUUUUGUUUGCAAUGAGUUGGGUUGCCGUGAUAUAAUGUUUCACAACACGAUACUAUAGAAUUUGAAUGUUCACGGCAUGACUAUUAUCGCGAUAUCAGCUUCCCAUAACUUUGCGAUUGUUUAACAUUUUUUCGCCGUUAAGUAGGAUUCAAGAUUUGGUUGAAAAAGUUUUUCAUCUGUAAUUCACUCAACCAAGCUGUCAUCAGUCUUGCAAUCUCUGAAUCAGCUCAAGCUUCCUGUAAGUCACGUGACUUGUGAAUCCCUCUCCUCUCCCCCGCCCGCGGUGAAAACACGCUGCACCAUGCAGCUUUGAGGCCCUCUUCCUCCCCAUUCUCAUCUCCCCUCACCCGUUGCUCCCAUUUUUUUCCCAUUCCGUUUCCAUCCUUGUCAUCUCAUGUCCCAUUCUGUAUCUUCUCUCGUUCGCUCUUCCCAUUCGUCAUAUCCUUGACUCUCCUCCCCUUUCCGUGGAGUGCCGCCAUGGGUGCAACAGUUGCUCGCCUUUGCAACUUUAUAAUCUACGAUGCGUACAAUGCGCCCACCGUCAGUUACAAAAUAUAAACGAAUAAUAACUACGAAAGCAAUGUCAACUUCCACCGAUAUUCAAAGCGCUGAUUUAAUGAGGUUAUCGCCUUCAAUUAUUGUUACUCGAUAAACAUUGUCCGGGACAUUAAGUGCGUUAGAAGAAAGAUAAUCGCGAUAACGCGAUAUUUUUGCGAAACGGACGGCGAGUUUUUUCCCCACGGACAUCGCCAAUAUCGCGGCAACCCUGGCUACGAGACUGAUUUGCGUUUCCGAGUUACGCGACAUUGGGGCAUUGUGUGCGUCCUCUGUUCCGUGUUGACAUGUAUCAAAGGCAAGAACAUACCGGAUAUAUGUUAUAUGCUGCUGAUAUAAUUGUUUACAAUUGAAACGUGUAUCAAUUCUGUCUAUUGGCACAUUUCUGUUGGAUAACUAUAAGCUGAUCCUUAUUAAAACCGUUGAACCUGUGUGUUUGGUGUAACGUACUCAUGCAUCGAUACAUUUAUCUUUAAAAAAAGAUAAAUAAACAAUUGUGGACAUUAGCACGGUUAUUGUUUUACGGCAGAUUUGCAUUGUUAUUUUUGUACAACUUUUAUUCUGAAUGAGCAUAACCGUGUCGUUGUGCAUACUCAUGGAUACAUUGUGGAUGUUUUGUAGCACAGUAUUGUAUCGUUUCAUCUUGUUUGACCGACAAAGUAAACGGUUAAUAAAACUUGAACGGCGCAUACCACUGGCAGAAUACUUGGGUCGAGAAUGCUUAUUUUUCAGACUGGAAUUAAAAUACCAAUCUCACGUAAAAUGUUUGUUAAAAAAUAAA